CACCAACCGGUAUAUCCAUACAUCUGGUAAGGGGCAUAAUCACAAACACCUUUUGGGGAUCCAGCGUCUCUGAUUUCUCAGACCAUUUAAGCGAUUCAAAUUUGGCAAUUUCUCCUCCCACAGCAGCAGAUGCCGUAAAUUUGAUAUAGGACUUGUGACAUUUUGCUAUCGAUGAUCUCUGCACAAUCGAUCUGAAUUUCUUUUUCUGGGAUAUUAUUAUAGAUUAUAUUAUAUAGAUAGAUUUAUCGAGUGUUAUAGCAUAAUGGACAAGAAUUUCAGCGCCGAAGAUCUGUCUACUAUCGGAGGAAUCGCUACCGUUUCGCUUCUUCAUUCCUUCAUCCCAACGCAUUGGCUUCCCUUCUCCAUUGUUGGCCGCGCCCAGAAAUGGACUCUCUCCAGAACUCUCCUCGUCACGGCAUUUGGGGCAGUUUUGCAUGUAAUAUCCACUUCACUUCUUGGUAUAACAGCAAUAACCAUGGCAAACACAAUUGCUGGAGAAGAAACUGUGCACAAACUUGCUUCACUUUUGCUCGUAAUUCUCGGUGGUAGUUAUGUGUUACUGUUUUUCUCUGGAAAGGGUGGGCACAGUCAUUCUCACAACCAACCCAUGGAGAAAAUGGCUGUUGCAGGACUGGUUCUUGUACCUGCAUUAUCCCCUUGUGCAACUACACUUCCAGUUUUUCUUGCUGUUGGGAAUUCAUCCUCCAUGAUGGUGCUUGCUAUCAUAGUGCUGCUAUUUAGCACUAUUACUGUAAUGACCUCACUGGUGGCUCUAUCAUUCUAUGGUGCCAGCCAGCUCAAGUUUCACUGGGUGGAGCGGUAUGACAAACUUCUUGUGGGUUCUGUUUUAUGUUUGGUAGGAGUCUUGACACUAAUUUUCCAUGAUCAUGAUCAUGAUGGAGAUGGAGGUUUCUCUGGAGAACAUUUGCAUAGAAAAAUCAUUGUUCUUUAAGUGCUCUUAUUAUCUUACAGUGUAUUUUGAUAACUUGGAGUUUGUAGAAUACCUCUUCUGGUUCAACAAGGCAUUGGCUGUAAGUGACUGUUGAUUGUGCCCAAACGAGUAUUAAUAUUGUUUUGUUGAUCUUCA
This is a messenger RNA of Hevea brasiliensis (rubber tree), 1087 nucleotides long. RefSeq lists its product as uncharacterized. The transcript is spliced from 3 exons. Lineage: Eukaryota; Viridiplantae; Streptophyta; Magnoliopsida; Malpighiales; Euphorbiaceae. The record is from RefSeq and is a predicted model, not a curated record. The coding region runs from base 263 to 952 and encodes 229 amino acids.